GUCGAUCAGCGACAAUAAGAUAGUAGUUCUAGAUUUUUUGUGCUUUUGAGUAAAACAUUUCAACCUGCGGUCCAAACGGGAAGCUUUGAGUGAUAGAAAGUCAAAACCGUUGACAAAAAAGCUUUCGAUAGAAAUAUCUGUCGAAGAAAAGGUAAGAGGACCAGAAGCAAUGAAUCAAUAAUGCUUUCAAAAUCUGCAUCCAGCCAUCCAAAAUCUGAAUUCUCAAAAACCAGAAGCGUUGAACCUAUGGGACUUGAUCGAAAUACCAGCUUGUCAGCUCUUCUUGUCUUGCUAUCUUGCUUUUGUUUAAAGUUUGGCUCUGCCGGCUCUGCCACAGACACCAUCACAGCAGCUAAAUUCAUCACCGACCCUGAAACCGUAAUCUCUAAUGGUGGUGAUUUCAAGCUGGGAUUUUUCAGCCCUGCAAAUUCAACCGAUCGCUAUGUUGGGAUAUGGUAUGCUCAAAUUUCUGUGCCCACUGUCAUAUGGGUUGCUAACAGAAACAUGCCCCUCAAGAAUUCCUCUGGAAUUCUAACCAUAUCCGAAGAUGGCAAUCUGGUGGUAUUAGAUGGGCAAAAGAAGGUUCUUUGGUCAUCAAGUUUAACAAAUUCUGUUGUCAAUUUGAGUGCCCAGCUUUUAGAUUCUGGAAACCUCAUCUUGCAAGGAAACACUACAGGGACAAUGAUAUGGGAGAGUUUCCAACAUCCUUCUGAUUCAUUCUUGGAAAAGAUGAAAAUUAGUACUGAUGUUAGAACGGGUAAGAAAGUGCAGCUGACAUCAUGGAAAAGUCCUUCUGAUCCAUCCAUUGGAAACUUCUCUGCCGGUAUUGAUGUUCGUAAUCUUCCCGAAUUUUUUGUUUGGAAUGACGGUAGCCCAUAUUGGCGGAGUGGUCCAUGGAACAGCCGGGUCUUUAUUGGAGUGCAGAAAAUGAAAACUGUAUAUCUUGAUGGAUUUAGUCUUGUAGACGAUAAAGAAGGAACAUUCUAUUUCACUUUUUCCUAUCUGAACGAGUCUUUUCGAAAGGAUUUUGUCUUGAACGCGCAAGGAAAUCUACAGGAAAAAUAUUCCGACAAUGGGGAGGAUUGGGAGGUCGUGUGGUCAACUUUGGAGACUGAGUGCGAUGUUUAUGGCAGGUGUGGGGCAUUUGGAAGCUGUAAUUCAAAGAAUUCACCAAUUUGCAGCUGUUUACGGGGAUUUGAGCCAAAGAAUGCAGAAGAAUGGAACAGAGGAAAUUGGACUAGUGGAUGUGUGAGGAGGACACCCUUGCAGUGUGAGAGGAUGAACAUUGGCAGUGAAAGGGGCAAAAAAGAAGGAUUUUUGAAACUGACGAUGAUGAAAGUGCCAGACUUGGAAGAUUGGUCCUCUGAUUUUGAAGAAAAAUGUGGAACCCAAUGCUUGGAGAAUUGUUCUUGUAUAGCCUACGCAUAUGAUUCUGGCAUUGGUUGUAUGACAUGGACAGGAAGCUUAAUUGACGUACAGAAAUUCUAUACUGGCGGAGCUGAUCUUUAUGUUCGCUUGGCCUAUUCAGAACUUGACAAGAUGGAUAAUGUGAAAGUAAUCGGCACUGUCACAGUGAUCAUAGGAGUAAUGAAUAAUCAUAGGAGUAAUAUUCAUUGGCAUCUGCACUUACUUACUCUAUUGAUCCUCUCUUCUCCUCUCUCAACGAAAUAUCGUCGUGAGGACAAGCAUGGAGAAAACGUAAACCAAGUUUUACUCCAAGAGCUACCAUUAUUCAGUCUUCAGGAGUUGGCAAGUGCAACAAACAACUUCCAUGUAUCAAAUAAGCUUGGGCAGGGUGGAUUUGGUCCCGUAUACAGGGGAAAACUGUCAGAUGGAGAAGAAAUUGCAGUAAAAAGACUUUCAAGAGCCUCUGGACAGGGGCAAGAAGAAUUUAUGAAUGAGGUGGUGGUGAUCUCUAAACUCCAACACCGGAAUUUGGUUAGACUCCUUGGCUGCUGUGUUGAAGGGGAAGAAAAGAUGUUGGUCUAUGAAUACAUGCCAAACAAAAGUUUGGAUGCAUUUCUCUUUGAUUCAGUCAAAUCAAAACUUUUAGAUUGGAGAAGACGAUUCAUCAUUAUCGAAGGAAUCGGUCGAGGUCUGCUGUACCUUCAUAGGGAUUCUAGGUUAAGGAUUAUUCAUAGAGAUCUAAAGGCAAGUAACAUCUUGUUGGAUGAAGAACUAAAUCCAAAAAUAUCAGAUUUUGGCAUGGCUAGGAUUUUUGGGAGCAAUGAAGAUCAAGCCAAUACUAAAAGGGUCGUUGGAACAUACGGCUACAUGUCUCCUGAAUAUGCAAUGGGAGGGCGAUUUUCAGAAAAAUCGGAUGUCUUUAGUUUUGGAGUGUUGUUACUAGAGAUAGUUAGUGGAAGAAGAAACACUAGCUUUUACGAUGACGAGCAGGCCAUGAGCCUUCUAGGAUUUGCAUGGAAAAUGUGGAAUGCAGAAAACAUAGUGGCAUUAAUAGACCCAGUGAUACGAGAACCAUGCUUUGAAAUGGAAGUUUUGAGAUGCAUACAUGUCGGGUUGCUGUGUGUGCAAGAUUUUGCAAAAGAUAGGCCAACUAUAUCCGUUGUUAUUUCCAUGCUUAAAAGUGAGACUAUUGAUCUGCCUCUUCCAAAGCAACCUGCAUUCAUCGAAAGGCAAAUUGCCCCACGUGCCGACUCCCUUAACAAUGUUCCUGUUACAAUGGUUCAGGGCCGAUAGCUUGUAUGUGUUUUUUU
This is a messenger RNA of Alnus glutinosa, 2717 nucleotides long. RefSeq names its product G-type lectin S-receptor-like serine/threonine-protein kinase At1g11330. NCBI's taxonomy places the organism in Eukaryota, Viridiplantae, Streptophyta, Magnoliopsida, Fagales, Betulaceae. The record is from RefSeq and is a predicted model, not a curated record. Gene Ontology annotation, molecular function: ATP binding; protein serine/threonine kinase activity. Gene Ontology annotation, biological process: protein phosphorylation; recognition of pollen. The transcript has 8 exons. Bases 181 to 2700 code for a protein of 839 amino acids.